AUGAGUUUCGACUAUAGCCUAUUCAUUGCUUGGGGGAACUACCAUUUUGCUGUGCGAGAUUUCCAGAAUAGCAGAAAGAGUUUCUUGUAUGCUCUGAAGCAGUACGAAGAGAUUGGAAAAGUCAGGCACCACCCAGAUGCUGCGGCCUGUCUCUACAAGAUCGGGCGUGUUGCUUUGGAAGAGGGAGAUUUGAAUGAUGCGAUAGAGAUAUUUCGCGAAUCAAUCAGGAGACUUCGAUCAGCUGAUCCGAUGAGCUCUCAACUUGGACGCGUCCGUUUUAUGCUAUGCAAAGCGCUGAGGACGAUGGGCGUCGAGAACACGGACGAAAUUAGUCAGUUGGAGAAGGAAAUUCGGGACCUCGUGCAAGCACUGAGACCACAACAAGAUCUAUCGGCAGAGAUCUCAGAAGCUCUCCUUGAUUCACUGGUCCGCGGGAUAAUUCGAUGA
This is a messenger RNA of Trichoderma aggressivum f. europaeum, 447 nucleotides long. RefSeq lists its product as uncharacterized. The transcript has 2 exons. Lineage: Eukaryota; Fungi; Ascomycota; Sordariomycetes; Hypocreales; Hypocreaceae. Gene Ontology annotation, molecular function: protein binding. The record is from RefSeq and is a predicted model, not a curated record. The coding region runs from base 1 to 447 and encodes 148 amino acids.